This is a messenger RNA of Alligator mississippiensis (American alligator), 7703 nucleotides long. RefSeq names its product myosin light chain kinase family member 4 (gene MYLK4). The record is from RefSeq and is a predicted model, not a curated record. Gene Ontology annotation, molecular function: protein serine/threonine kinase activity; ATP binding. Gene Ontology annotation, biological process: protein phosphorylation; positive regulation of apoptotic process; intracellular signal transduction. Gene Ontology annotation, cellular component: cytoplasm; nucleus. The coding region runs from base 22 to 2022 and encodes 666 amino acids. Lineage: Eukaryota; Metazoa; Chordata; Crocodylia; Alligatoridae. The transcript has 15 exons.
AGGAAGAAAAGUGUCCUGAAUAUGGGAGGCAAACAAAAGAAAGUGACCCCAGUCAGUGACAACCUGAAAAAUACUGGACAAGAAAAGGGAGACAUAAAAGAUCACGAAUGCUCAUUGAUUUAUGAAACUAAGAUGGAGAGAAAUCAGUCUACAGACCUAAAUGGUUUUGAUACGAAGGUGAUUAAGUUUAAUAGGCUGGAAGAAAUCAACAUACGAUACAAUGGUAGCAGACUGGGAAAAAUAGCCUUUUUUGAGUGCUUGAAAAAAGUGGAGAAGUUGAUCACAGACCAGAAAACAAUAGAGAAGUCAUAUUUAAGAGUGCAAGGAACAAAAAAUGUAAAAAAGCAGAACUUCUCCGAUUCCACAGAGGGAGCCAUCCAGAAGAAUGAGUCCUUCUCUCACACAGAAAGGGUUCAUAAGCUCAACAAGGAAAAUACUGAAAAGGCAAAUGGCUUUUUGAUUCAAGAGCCAAACAACAAAGGGAAAGGUUUGGAAUGCUACUAUCAAUACAGAGGGAGCUCUGUUCAAAACAGGGAAGAGGAUACUGUUGAUGGCAACAGUCAAUGGAUAAAGGACAAAGAAGAAAGAGAGGAGAGUAAAUCCCUGGAAGGUGGGAAGAGGCUUGAUGGACAGGAUGCCUCUGCUGAAGAAAGGCAAGAGGAGGAAGAUGGAGAAGCAGAAGAAGAGGAGGAGGAGAAGGAUGCAGCAACUGUGUCCCAAAAUGAAGAUGAGAGACAUGGUGAUGGGGAUCCAUCACAAAGCCAGGGCCAAGAUGGACUGCCCCAAAGGUAUAAAGGAAAUGAAAAAGUUAAAGGAAAGGAAUCUGCAAGAACAGACUCCCAGAACACCGAGCAGAAUUGCCAAUUUGAGCACAGUAUUAGCAGCAAACUUCGAGUGAAUGAGGAAGGCUUCAUGAAAGAUGACAACAAAGAGAGCAGGGUAGAUACGGAGAGCGCUGGUGACAAGCAGGAACCUGAAGCUAUUAAACCAAAUGCCCCACAAGAACUAGAAUCAGCUGAUUCUACUGGAACAGAGAGUGAGACCCAUGCAGAAGCAUCUAUAGAAGAUGAUGAUUCUGUGGCUUUGAAUGAUGAUAGCCAAACUCUUCCAGCACCAUUUGAUCAUCGAAUCGUCUCAGCAAAAAGUGCGGGGAUCAGCAGUUAUUAUUAUGUCAACAAGAAGGACGUUCUUGGACAAGGGAGAUUUGGUCAGGUGCACAAAUGUAAAGAAAAAGCAACUGGUCUCCAGUUAGCAGCAAAAAUUAUAAAAGCCAGAGGUUCUAAGGAAAAGAAUGAGGUUAAGAAUGAAAUCAAUGUCAUGAACCAGCUGAACCACGUGAACCUUAUCCAGCUGUAUGAUGCCUUCGAAUCCAAAAAUGACAUUGUUCUGGUCAUGGAAUAUGUGGAAGGAGGAGAAUUAUUUGACCGAAUUAUUGAUGAAAACUGCAACCUGACAGAGCUGGAUACUAUCUCAUUCAUAAAACAGAUCUGCGAAGGCAUUCAACACAUGCAUCAGAUGUACAUUCUUCAUUUAGAUUUGAAGCCUGAGAAUAUCCUGUGUGUGAAUCGAGAUACUUAUCAAAUAAAAAUUAUUGAUUUUGGAUUGGCCAGAAGAUACCAACCAAGAGAAAAACUUAAAGUGAACUUUGGAACUCCAGAAUUCCUUGCACCUGAAGUUGUGAACUAUGACUUUGUCUCCUUUCCCACGGAUAUGUGGAGUGUAGGUGUCAUUGCCUAUAUGCUGCUCAGUGGAUUGUCUCCUUUUCUGGGUGAUGAUGACAACGAGACCCUCAACAAUAUCCUGGCUUGUAAUUGGGAGUUUGAAGAAGAGGAAUUUCAAGAAGUCUCUGAAGAUGCCAAAGAUUUCAUCUCAAAGCUUCUCAUCAAGGAAAAAUGCUGGAGAAUGAGUGCAACCUCUGCCUUAAAACAUCCUUGGUUAUUGAACCAGACACUUCACUGCAGACUCCAAAAUCAGGAGAAGGCUAAGUGCAGCUCAGAGUCUCAAGCACCCAUGGAUCAAUGACCUUUCUGAGAGGGCAGCCAGAUGAAAGAAAAGCUGCUGUGUGGUUACUGCUGCUAAGAGUUUUGGAAAUAUCAGCAGUUCUGGUGCUUCCACUCCCCGUGAUGACUUGAGGCUUUUACUAAGUGGACCAAUACCACUUUAGCUGCAGGAUAAGUCCCAGCAUUACUGAGCUGCUGCUGCUUGAUUCAGCUUUCAGAAGAGAAAUGCUGCUAUCAAAGUUCACAGAAAGGUGUUUCUGCUCAGUCACCAUGUAUUUCAUGCCUGAGAUCACUAUCCUAGUGUGGAUUUAGAAUGAUAUUAACUCUGUUCUUGUCUUGCUUUCCUGAAUUACCUAUCUGAGAUUUUUGGGAGAUUAAAGCUCUGAUAGCUCCUUCUCAUCUCAGCCCAGCAAGCAGAAUAUUAUUUCAUUGCAAAUGUAACUGAGGUUGAUUUGAAAUUGAACACUAAAAAUGCUUUGCAAAAAAAAAUAAAAAAAUAAAAAAGACUAGUAGACACUUCAAUACUGGAGAUUCAAGAUCUGAUUCUCCUCUCACACUAGUAUGAAUAAGGAUUAAGUCACCAAAGGUAAAGCUAUACAGUGAAAUGUAACAAAGCUGUCUCUGUGGUUAGGCAUCUCUUUUGAGUAGGCUGUAUAAAGGAUUACCUUUAUCUUUUUUCAGCAUGUAACCAGCAUUGUAACUGAGGGGAGAUUGAUACGGGAAACUGCCCCAGUCCUUCACUGAACCAUCCCAGCCAAGUGUGUGUAUAACCUGCUUGUGAAAAUUUCCAAGGACAGAGAUUCUACCACCUCCCGAGGUCCAUGUUUGACCACCCUCAUAGUCAGAAAGUUCCUCCUAAUCUCCAACCUAAAUUUGCUCUGCUGCAGCUUGAGGCCAUUGGUUAUAAUCCUGUCCCCUACAGCCACAGAGAAAAUCCCAUCUCCAUCCUCUCUGUAAUCACCCUUCAGGUAUUUGAAAACUAUCAAGUCCCCGCUUCAUCUGUUCUUCUCCUGAUUAAAUAACCCUAGUUCUUUCAGCCUUUCCUCAAUAAGUCUUGCUUCCCAGGCUCCUUAUCAUUUUUGUCACUCAGUGCUGGACACUUUCCAAUUUGCUCAGAAAUUGGAUGCAUGAGCCUACAUCCAGUUACACCCUUUACUUCAAUAGAGAAUUAUUUUGCUUCCAUUACUUUGGACCUAUGCCAAUGUGACCAUAGUAUCUCUAGUGAAGUCAGUGAAAUGGUAUUAGUGUAAAAUUAGUGAGAGGAGAAUCAGUCCUCAAUCACAACCUAGACUAGGGGGACUGGCUCUUGAAACUUGACAAAAAUUUUCAACCAGUUUUCUUUUGUCUUUAUUGUACUUCACAGCUUGCAAAGGGGACUGGGAAUGUUUGUGACCCUUGGCAAGUCACCAAAACAGUCUGAGCUUCAGAUAUUGCAUCUGUAAAGUAGUGAUAUUGGCUUGCCUUUGUGUAGUACUUUUUGGCUUUAAUGACAACAUAAAUGCCAAGCAUCAUUAUUAUCUGACAUAUCACUGUGGCUUGAAAUAUACUUGGCCAAUUCAUUUCUAAUUAAACAAUAUGUUAGGACGUAUCUUUGAAACUAAUGGAAAAUAUGGAAAAUAAUUAUAGUAAAAGGCAUCAGAGACAGCCCAAGUUAACAGCAUUUGAAUGGCAAUAAUCCCCACCCAAUGAGCUGUUUGUCAUACAUUUGCCCAUUCAAUAUAAAAUGUAAAGAAGAGAGUUUAAUGCUUUAUAUUCAUCGGACAUCACAGAUGUGAUAUCACUGAUUGAUAGUCACACAACUCCAGUUCUGUCCAAAGUUGUGAAGCCAUUUUGUUACAUAUUUUGAGUUGUGCCAGCAAAUGAAGAGUAUUGCUCACCUGAGAGAAUGCUGCAGACUAAGGCUUAUAAUUAAUGCUAUUGUAUUGUAUUGUAUUGAAUGUUGCAUUUACUCGCGUGCAUAUAGCAUUAUCAGACCAAAUUAAGGAAACUCUUAGGAAAGCAGACAAAGCACUCUCCCUUUCUUACCUCCUGUUCAAAGUCCAAGGUCAUACACACAGUCUCCAUCUUUAUCCCUACUCCUAAUACAGAUAAAGUUGCACUAUCAUCAAUGGAAAUGGGCCUGGGAAAGAACUGAUUAAAUCUGAGCAAGGAAACUAGGAUGUGAUCUUUCAAAGGAUGCAGCAAGCUGCUUGCUUUAAUCGCCAUUCUCAAUUGUCUUUCCCGAAGUGCGAUAACUACAGAACACCUUUCUGUAAAGUUGGAACUUAUAUGAUAUGCCAAUAUCCUGAUGACCUGAUAUUGUUAGCUGCUUGCAUAAACAACUCAGUGAUGAUACUGAAAACAGCAGGCUAAAAUUGGAAUAAUAAGAUUUUGCUACACAUUUCAGUGCCAGUAACAUGUAUUUCUUUACCUUAAUGUUCUUUAAAUGGAUAAGCAAAAGUUGCAUGUAAUUUUGAAUCUUGAUAGCUAUACUAAAAUAACUGUGUGCCUAUAGUCUUAGAACUACUAUCUAUGUAAAUAUUAAGUUGAACUGAUGAUAUUUGAUGUUUGUGGGAAAUGAAGAACCUAUGAAUACUGGAGUAAUAAUUAAGAGCUUGAUGAUGCCUUUUAAGAAAUAAACCCAUGUUAGGAAGGUUGAAAAUAAAUUGCACCAAGUCAGCCAUGGUCUAAGAGAACAUGGUCUCCACUACACUCUUUUAUAGGAUGCAGUAUAUUGGUACCCUCACACACAUAAGUACACACCUGUGUUUUCACAUAUGUGGCGAUAUACUUCCAGUGGCUACCACUAAAGGCAUGGGACCCCAAGAUCCCCACCCACUUUGGGAUUUCUAGCACACCUGUCAAAGUCAGCCCUAAAUUUUCUUUGGACGUCAAAGACACAAGAAUUAGGCUUGACUUUAGUCUCAUCUUAGAGGAAUUCUCUCCCUCAUUAAUGCAUCUAUAUAGGGCCAGAUCCAGUAUGGAUCUAUUAGUAUACUAGAGGGACUUGGCUUUCACUCAGAUACAAGAUAAGGGUCAGCUAAAACCUUUUCCAUGCUAAUCUCUCUCUUUCCAUUUCUCAUUCUUGCACUGUUACCAAUGCAUCUCCAUCACUGGUUAAAGAUAUGAGAUAGCCCAGGCUGUUAACAUCUGAUGGAUUUUAGCAAGAUGUCAUUUGGUACAGUGAAAUGGUAUUGUCUGGUUCCUAAAAUCUAAUGCAAGUGUAAUACUUGCAACAAAGAUAUCAGCAAGGAAGUGCAAGAAACAUUACAACAAGCAUUAUUGUUCCUGGUUAUCAUAUUGAUUUUGUUUCUGUAGUGGAGUGAGAUUAAGAUGAUGAGGAGAAAGACUACCUGUACAUAGUUAUCAUUAAUACUUUUCAUUAUUAUUAGCAACAAAUGGCUUAAGUAACUUAGUGCUUAUGUUGGUAUGCUAGCUAAAAAAAUGUCUCAAAUGGUAUUUAUUUGUUCUCUGAUCAUUGUAAUUUUAGUAAAAAAAAAAAAUACUUGACACGUAGCUGCAUUAGUAGAGUUUUGGAAAGCAUAAUUCUGUCUCAUUGCACUUUGAACAGCAUGAUGUUGUGUUCUGUUUGUUUGUGUUCUGUUGGGUUUUUUUAAUAUCAUGUACCAUGUAUAGCAGCUACAGAUUGCUACAUUCAAUUAUUAUUUUAACAAAUCAUUAUGGAUUUUCUACUAGGUUAUGAAAAGUAAUUUUCAAAAGCAAGUUGAGUGAAUGAGUGUGUUUGCUUACUGAUAUUUCUUGCUGUGUAUCGCUGUAAAGAUUUGAUUGGGAAACUGUGAAUUACUGUAAUUGAGAGAAGGCUUGGGUGUGAAGGGCACUUUAUUAGCUAUGGUUACCAUGUUCAGCUGUAUAUUCACAGAUAGGCAGAGAUGGCUGCAACUGCAACCAAAGAACAGAGUAAAACAGGAGCAUCAGUAAAUGGGUAAGGAGGAAAAAGGUGUCAAGAUGCAGUAUCCAACUAUAAAUAUUACCAUAUUUUUCUUGGCGCAGAAAAGUUAUGGGCCAGAUUGUGGCAGUACAGUAAUUUACACAAACUGAGGUUUUGAGCCUAAGACUUAUGUACAACCUCUCUGUUACAUUGUGUAAAGAAAAAUAAUAACUAUUUGUUCAUGAGAGGAAAUCUGCAAAUAUGCCAUUACAAUGUCUUUGAGGUGAUGUUCAAUAGGAAGUCAGUAGGGAGUGAAGGCUCUCAGAUGCUUCGAAGAGGUACUCAAUAUCUCAGAAGAUACUGUUCUUGGAGCAUCCAUACUUUGCCUGUUUAGGCACCAUGUGACAAACACCACCUAAAUAAAUCUUGGAGUGCCCAUAAGAGUUAGGAUUAAUUUUUGCAAAUAAAACAGAGAGAUGAAGUGACUUGCCCAGGACGAAACACUGAGAUCAGAAUUAAUUGAUCUGAGAUAUAAAACAUACUCAGUCCUCUAAAUAAGAUAUGGGUAGCUUUUCAAUUUGUUAUGCAUGUUGAAUACCAUGGAAAUUAUGACUGAGUUUUACUAUAAACAACAUACGCAAAGUUAUACAUAUAAAGAAGCACAUCCUUACAUGAUAGAUGGUUUGACACCAUAUGAUAAUCUAAAUAUUACAUCUGAAACUAAAGUUAUUUAUUAAAAUUCACACAAGUCAGAUGUUUUCAAGAGGCAUGUGCUGUACGUCACUGAGUUGAGACAUUGGCCUCAAUUCUGCUUUCUACAGGACACACAGAAUAACACCAAUCCUAUUCCACAGUUCCUAUGGUCACAAUGAAAGAAGUAUUUGGUCCAUCUUUUAUGACACAAGCAGUAUAGGAGCCUAGUAUUAGGGGUGAAACUAGUUUCUGCGCCCUGAGUACUGUUUACUGAUCAAAAGGGAAAAAACUGCUGCCCAAUAUUAAAAAAAAAUCAUCCUAAUGUUUAGCCAGUACAUGCAUUUUUCUGAUAGUGAUACCAGCAAUGUAACAGUCUAGAAAUUAUACCAUCUCUCCUACUGUUUGUAUCGCAAAUUAAUUAUGGCUUUUUUCAGCAGACUGACUCCCACCAACAGAUGCCAUUGAGAAACAUUAGCAUCAUUAGCAAAGUUCAGACAAUAGAAAUCUGAAAACAAAAUUACAUGGUCGCAUAGCUACUUCUGACCUUGUGGACUUUCAGAACAUGACAGUGAGCAAAAUGAAAGCAAGUUUCCUUUAACAGCCAUGCUUACACCAGUUAUAACAGCAUUUGGAACAUAAGUAAGCAUUUAAAAUAGUUCAUUCUUCCUGCCUUCCAAAAUAAAUGUUGCAUCUUUACACAUCAUGUUUAUUGUCAAUAUAUAGUCGCAAUUAUGUCUAGUGGGAAUGCGAAUAACAUUGCAUGAAUCCAUUUAGGGACAUUAGACAGUCAAUUUCACCUUCCAUGAAGGCUUAUAGGUCAGCAACUAACUACCUAUUUAAAACUGCAUCAAGGUAUCGCUUUGUAAAUAUGUUGUGAAGCUAUACUGUUGAAGUCAAUUAAAAAUGCAAUUGAUCACACCUAGCUGAAGUAGCACUCAUGUUUGUGUGUCUGACAGCAAAUUUUAAAAUUAGAGGAAUGGUGUAACAGAGCUAGGAAUAUAAAAUGUGCGUAUGCUUCUGCAAUGUAUAAUUUUGUUCUUGGACAACAUUUUUUGUAGUUAACACUUAUAUCUAUGGUAUGUAUUAUUUGUGAAAAACAUAUAGCAAUCAUGUAUGCAAACUAUUACAGAAUAAAUACUAAU